Megalopta genalis is the source of this 928-nucleotide messenger RNA. RefSeq names its product histone H2B. The record is from RefSeq and is a predicted model, not a curated record. Gene Ontology annotation, molecular function: structural constituent of chromatin; protein heterodimerization activity; DNA binding. NCBI's taxonomy places the organism in Eukaryota, Metazoa, Arthropoda, Insecta, Hymenoptera, Halictidae. Gene Ontology annotation, cellular component: nucleosome.
UUUCGUAUCGAAACGAAUUCUCUCACGAAACCUCUAUUCGACAAUGCCGCCUAAAGCCAGUGGGAAAGCGGUGAAAAAGGCCGGCAAGGCCCAGAAGAAUAUCAGUAAAGCUGAUAAAAAGAAGAAACGUAGGAGGAAGGAGAGCUACGCAAUCUAUAUUUACAAAGUCUUGAAACAAGUGCAUCCUGACACUGGUAUCUCCAGUAAAGCCAUGAGCAUCAUGAACAGUUUUGUUAAUGAUGUCUUUGAACGCAUUGCGGCUGAAGCAUCUCGUUUGGCCCACUACAACAAACGAUCCACCAUCACAUCUCGGGAAAUUCAGACUGCUGUCCGUCUACUGCUGCCUGGUGAACUUGCGAAGCACGCUGUCAGUGAAGGCACCAAAGCUGUCACUAAAUACACCAGCUCUAAGUGAACACGUUUCGCUAUUAUCAAACCGGCCCUUUUAAGGGCCACAAAUAUUUUAUACGUGGAAAAUGUUUCAAUCACUCUGCAAUCUUAACCCCUUGUACUACUCCAAAAAUCAUGAGUAAUACUUACGAUAGUAUUUGCAGCUUAUCUGAAAACUGUGUACAGUAUUUACAGUUGAGAACACUUAAAUUAUUAAACCAUAAUUAUACCAUACAUAAUUAAGCCAUUGCUAUAUUUGGCUUAAAAUUGUUUCUACUGCUAAAAGUUCCGUGUUGUUUAAAUUAUGAGGAUAAUUUAUUUGUAUAACCAAAGUAACUGUGUGUAAUCCUGUUGUAACAUGACUUGUUAAAGUAUAAAUACGUAAACGUGUUAACUAAUGCUCCAAUAUCAAAUACAUAACACGAAAAAUUCAAAUACUGUGUUGACACCCAUUCUAAAUGAGUUUCAAUUUACAUAUUUCAGACAUUCAAAUAUGUUAACUUUGAUAUUUGUAAAUAAAAAUAUGUUUUAUAUCAUC